UGUCUUCUUUGGCAACCCCACUUUAUACAUUGACACAUUUAUCCACUCUCUUUUUUGUACUAAAUUUGAUUAUAUCAUAAAGCUGAAGAAGAAAAAGAAGUAGAGUGAGAAAAAAAAAAUGGGUCAGAAAGGAGUUCAAAAGCCAUUACAGAAAUUGUUUACAUGGGUUAGAAAUCAAUCAAACAAAGUGAAGACAUUCUUGGGUGUUUCCACUGUGUUGACUUUACUUGUCACACUAAAAUUACUCAUUCAUGAACACAAUCACUUCUUUGUGUUGGCUGAAUUUGCUCAUUUUGUUGGCAUCUUGGUCUUGAUCUACAAAUUGACCACACACAAGACUUGCUCUGGCCUUUCAUUGAAGACUCAACAGCUCACGGCAACAUUUUUAUCUGUUAGAUUAUUUUGUAGUCUUCAAAUCGAAGGAGAUAUUCAUACUAUACUAGACCUUGUCACUCUUCUGGCAACAUUUUGGCUUAUAUUUAUGAUGAAGUACAAGUUGAAGUCAACUUACAUGGAAGAUUUGGAUAACAUGAAGAAAUAUAUUGUGAUAGUACCUUCUUUGGUGAUAGCCGUCUUUAUCCAUCCUCGGACGAGUUAUCUUAUCAUCAGUAUACUUUGGGCUUUUGCUGUGUAUAUAGAAGGUGUCUCCGUGCUGCCUCAGCUUCGCUUGAUGCAGAAUGUCAAGAUUAUUGAGCCAUUCACAGCUCUUUAUGUGUUUGCGUUGGGCGUUUCAAGAUUCUUCAGUUGUGCUCAUUGGAUCAUUAAGGUAUAUGAUACAUCUGGUUCGUAUCUGUCUUUGAGUGGAGGGGGCUUCUUGUGGAUACCAGUGAUCAUCUUGGCAGAAAUUGUUCAAACAUUCGUUUUGGCCGAUUUCUGUUAUUAUUACGUAAAGAGUGUUAUGCAAGGUCAAAUGAUGGUUCGCCUUCCGGCAUAGUCGUUGAAUUCUGGUCACUGCAUUUUAAUUAGAGACUAUAACGAUACAAGACAUGAAAGGGCAGCUUGGUGCACUUAGCUCCCGCUAUACGCAGGAUCUGGAGAAGGGUUCGAUACACGGAUCUUUUGUAUGCAGCAUCACCUUACAUUUCUGUAAGGAGUUGUUUCCAAGGCUUGAAUUUGUGACCUCCUGGUCACAUGAUAGUAAUUUUGUCAGUUACUCCAAGGCUCCCUUUUGAGGAAAGUCUUAAAUGUGAAUCCUCAAGGGUGGCCGAGUUGGUUGAGCUAGGAAUCGCCCAAAUGAGGAGUCUUAAGUUUUGAAACACAUGGGCGGAGCCACCUAUAUAAAAGGGUGGUCAAGUGCACAAUCUUUGUCGGAAAAUCAUGUUCUGCAUAUGGACGAAAUGUUAGCUUUCUGAGUGUGAAUUUAAUUUUGCACUCUAAAUGAAACUGAGAAGGAAAUUUGCACACUCUUCGUCAUAUACUUUGCUCCGCCACUGAAUGAAAUACUUCAUGCUUUCUGUACUGAGCUUGUUGCACGGGUUUGUCUAGUACAAUAGGUUUGUGGGCGAUUACAUUGGAGAACGGGUUUUACCUUGCUGGUGGGGUUUACCUUGUGAGCACACAAAAAAAAUCGUCAAUGUUGUUAAAAUUGAAAUUCCACAUUAUUAUCAUUGUACAUAUUUCAUUUUAACAGUAGAAUUAUCAAAUUAUUUUUAAUUACAAUUAAGAGUAGUUGAACUUUACG
Molecule: messenger RNA, 1681 nt
Organism: Capsicum annuum
Lineage: Eukaryota; Viridiplantae; Streptophyta; Magnoliopsida; Solanales; Solanaceae
Product: ER lumen protein-retaining receptor erd-2.2
Exons: 7
Coding region: 119-934 (271 amino acids)
Biological process (GO): protein retention in ER lumen
Cellular component (GO): membrane
Molecular function (GO): ER lumen protein retrieval receptor activity
Source: RefSeq, a predicted model, not a curated record